AUGACAGCGGUAGAUCCCGUCACCAUAGUCAUCAAGGAAUGCCUUACACUUUCCACAGCCAUGCGGAAAUACUCUAAAUACACAUCUCAGACAUCUGGUGUUGCUGCAUUACUAAGUGGCGGUAGUGAAGUUUUUAGUAAUCAAGAUGUAUCACUAGCUCAUACUUUCAAUAAUCUCUCCACAACGAAAAAUAAUGAUCCUCUACUAUCAGGUUUCAUUCAACUUCGUCUUAUGUUGAAUAAAUUGAAAUCAUUAGAAGGAAUUGACUCUUUGACUCUAUUGCAACCAUUUCUUUUGAUCGUAAGCACAAGCUCCAUUUCCGGUUACAUCACCUCGUUAGCCUUAAACUCUCUACAGAAAUUCUUUACCUUACAAAUCAUUGAUGAAUCAUCAUUGAACUACAUCACUGCAUAUAGAGAAGUUGUGAACGCAUUGACACAUUGUAGAUUUGAAACAUCUGAACAAAUAUCCGAUGAUUCUGUAUUAUUGAAGGUUGUCCUCUUAUUGCAUGAUAUCACGAAUUCUCCCUACGGUGAUUUAUUAUCCGAUUCCAUCAUGUAUGAAAUGGUACAAACUAUUAUGUCCUUAGCCUGUAAUAAGAGAAGAUCGGAUGUGUUGAGGAACGCUGCUGAAAGUACCAUGAUAUCUAUCACUGUGAAAAUAUUCUCCAUCUUACAAGAUUUAGAACCCACUUAUUCUGCUCAAAAAUACAUCAAUGAUGAAGGUUACAGUAAAAACACUUUGAAAGACGAUGUCAUUGGUGUUGCUGCAGAGGAAACUAGAUCUGAAGGAUCGAACGAGUCUAUUGCAUCCGUUGAGGAAAAUACGGACACAGCAAUUGAUGGUGAAACAGACAACAGUACCGUACAGAACAUGAAUGAAGAUAAUGAGAAACCAAAGAUUGACGAAUUAAUUAAGGAAACUCACACCCCCGAAGAAAUACCGAUUGAAACAGCUGCACCUGAAGCAUCUGAAGAUAAAUAUGGUUUACCAAUUACUAAACAGUAUUUGAGCCUGUUACUUUCAUUGAUUGUCCCUGAGAACCAAGCUAAACAUACCAAUUCAACUAGAAUUUUUGGGUUACAAUUAAUAAAUACAAUCGUUGAAAUUGUAGGUGAUAAAAUUCCACUCCAUCCUCCGUUAUUUACGUUAAUAUCAGAUCCAAUUUUCAAAUGUCUUUUAUUCAUUAUUCAAAAUACAAAUAGACUCUCCCUAUUGCAAGCUACGCUACAACUAUUUACAAGUUUGGUGGUUAUCCUAGGUAAUCAUCUGCCCAUGCAAAUUGAACUAACAUUAUCUCGUAUAUUUACCAUAUUACUCGACGAUUCGUCAGGUACCAAUGAUUCAGAUGGGAAAUCUUCAAAUAAUUCCAAUGAUAAUGGAUCUCCCAGGAAGCCAGCUGCUAUCAAAGAAUUACUCAUCGAACAACUUUCCAUUCUUUGGACCAGAUCUCCUUCCUUCUUCACAUCCACAUUUAUUAACUAUGACUGUAAUCUGGAGAGAGCGGACAUUGCAGUCAACUUUAUUAAGGCAUUAACAAAAUUAUCUUUGCCUGAAGCGGCAAUUUCUACCACAGAUAGUGUCCCACCACUUUGUCUUGAAGGUUUAGUCUCUCUCGUAGAUGAUAUGUUUGAUCAUAUGGAAAAAGUUUCUAAAGAUGAUUAUUUAAAGAAUACAAACAGUAUUGAAAUUUUGAAACAAAGAGAGAGGAAAACAGAAUUUAUCAAAUGUGCUGAAUUAUUCAAUGAAAAACCGAAGAUUGGAAUUCCAGCGUUAAUAGAGAAAGGAUUUAUUAAAUCUAAUUCUGAUAAAGACAUUGCCGAAUUCUUAUUCGAGAACAAUACUCGUAUGAAUAAAAAAACUAUUGGGUUAUUGCUAUGUGAUCCAAAGAGAAUACCACUAUUGAAAUGUUUUAUCGAGCUAUUCGAUUUCAAAGACUUGAGAGUCGAUGAGGCCAUUAGAAUCUUAUUAACUAAAUUUAGGUUACCUGGUGAAUCACAACAGAUUGAAAGAAUCAUUGAGGCGUUUUCUACUCGCUAUGUCGAAAGUCAAAACUAUGAUCCUACUAAGUUGGUAGUGACAGAUUCAAAAACUGUUGCGGCUACCAAUGAAGACGGCACAAAUAAGGAAGAAGAUGCUGAAAAUGAAUUAGUUGACGAUUUAGCGUCUAUUCAACCUGAUUCAGAUUCUGUAUUUGUUUUGAGUUAUUCUAUUAUCAUGUUGAACACCGAUUUACAUAACCCUCAAGUGAAGGAUCAUAUGUCAUUUGCUGACUAUUCAGGCAACCUUAGAGGAUGCUGUAAUGAAAAAGAUUUCCCACAUUGGUAUCUAGAUAGAAUAUACUGUUCCAUUAGAGAUAAAGAAAUUGUUAUGCCAGAAGAACAUCAUGGUAACGAAAGGUGGUUUGAAGAUGCUUGGAACAAUUUGAUCUCCUCAACAACUGUAUUGACCGAAAUUCAACGAGAUUCUACAAACAUCAUAGACAAGCUAUCACCUGUUGAAUUAUUGCAUUUUGAUAAAGCCAUUUUCAAGCACGUCGGAAACUCCAUUGUUAGCACAUUGUUCAAGAUUUAUAAAGUUGCAUCUGAUGAUCAUAUCUCCAGUAGAAUGUUAACCAGUCUUGACAAAUGUUCAUCCAUCGCUGCCUUCCUUAACUUUAAGAAUUUAUACAACGAAAUCUUACGCCAUAUUGCCAAAUUUACAACUUUGCUCUCCAAGACUAGCAGUCCUAGUAAGAAUUCCACUGACAGUGAUAUGCUGCCUCUCGUUGAGAUUACUCUAGAAGAUAGUGGUGAUAAACUCCCAGUAAGUGGUAGUAUUAUUAGGUUGGGAAGAUCAUUCAAAGGUCAGUUAUGUACGGUGGUCUUAUUUAGAAUCAUUCAACGAAAUUCUGAAGUUGAUCUGAUUUCUCCUGAAUUAUGGAAUGAUAUCGUAAAAAUUAUAUUAAAUCUUUACGAGAACUUACUGCUAUCUCCAGACAUAUUCCAAGAUUUACAGGCUAGCUUGAAAAUAGGACCGUUACCAAAGCCAGCACCAGAAAUGUCAAUUACAAGAGGACAUGAGAGUAAAGGGCUAUUAUCCACUUUUGCAUCAUAUUUAAAGGGUGAUGAGGAACCAACAGAUGAGGAAAUUCAUUAUGCUAGGAAAGCCUUCGACUGUGUUAAAUCCAGUAAUAUUUCGUCAUCCAUAUUUGGAAAUGAAACAAAUAUAACCCCUAUGCUGAUAAAAUCUCUUUUAGAAGCAAUCAAAACCAAAAAAAGUGAAUCCAAUAAUAGAUAUUUUGAAUCGGAGUUACUAUUUUUAAUUGAAAUUUCUACUGCGCUCAUUGCAUUUUGUAAAGAUGAAGGCGAACUAGGUAGUGUAGUCCUACAAAAGAUUAUCUCUUUAUCACAGUUGGCUGGAUCCAAGAAAGGAACACACCGUAGGUUAUUAACGUAUAAACUUCUUCUAAUCUCAUUAUUAGAUGAACAACAGGAUAAUCUGCUGUCAUUGAUCAAUGAUGAAUUAUUAACUAAAAAGGAUCUUUAUAAUCAAAAGUACUUUGUUAGUGAACAAGGUAAGGAAAUUGUUAGAAGACUGUUAGCGCUUACCAAGAUUGAUAACUACAAGAAAUUAAUGUUAGAAGACGAAGGGUUUUGGAAAUUGUUGAGAAUGAUUGCAUCCUUCAAGGAGAACACAUUAAUGCUUUAUGAAUAUAUGGAAACAUCAAUAACCACAAGUUGUAAUUUUUUGACAAAUAAGAAUUUUAUGUGGGCUUUAGGUCUCUUGGAUGAGAUAUCAUCUAUUGGGUCCAUCGGGAGCCGUUGGGAACAGGAAUAUAACCGUUCAAUCAAGAGCGGUCAUGAGAUCGAUAAUGUUAACCCAUAUGAGUCAUUUGUGGAACUGUCACUUAAAUCAAUUAAAUUGACCUCAGAUUUGGUGGACAACAAUAAUGUGGAGAAGAUACCCCUUACAAAGACAGAAAUAUUUACGAUUAUCCAAGCGCUUGCUCAUCAAUGUGGAAAUCCUUGUGAAGAGAUUCGGUUGUACGCCUUAAAGGUUGUAGAAACUUUCCUCACUGAAAAAUUAAACUUACCUACAAAGGACAUCUUGGGUUUGGAGGAAUUGCUGGAGGGAGGAUUAUUACCAAUUUUAGAAUCUACUAAAGGAGCCCCAGGCAAUAAUGUAAAACUUUUGACAGGAUUAUUAGAUGUGAUAUCAAAGGUAUAUUUAUUUUACCUUAAGGAGGAAAUAACCACUAACGAAACUUUUCUUGAAGUUUUGAACAUUUUCAACAGAUACGUGGAAAUACCUGAGAUAGAGAAACAGUUACAACAAUUGAUCAUAAGCAAGAAAGAAAUUGAGAAGGACUUCAACAAAUCAGUCAGUCCACAGGAAAGCGUUCACGAAAAUAUUGAAUCUGACACCAACAUUUCUGAACCACAAGAGAACCCUUUAACUGAAUCAUAG
Naumovozyma castellii is the source of this 4449-nucleotide messenger RNA. It is a transcript of the gene GEA2, whose product is annotated as Arf family guanine nucleotide exchange factor GEA2. NCBI's taxonomy places the organism in Eukaryota, Fungi, Ascomycota, Saccharomycetes, Saccharomycetales, Saccharomycetaceae. The transcript has a single exon. Bases 1 to 4449 code for a protein of 1482 amino acids. The record is from RefSeq and is a predicted model, not a curated record.